CUCUGCUAAAUGGAGAGUUGUGAAGAAUGCUGUAAAGGCUUCACAGAAUCCUGGUUCUAGCUACAGGAUCCCCUCAACCAAAACCUCAGACAGUGGACUUUACUGGUGUCAGUCUUGGUCUGGAGAGCACAGCAAAACUGUCAACAUCACAGUACAUGGGGGUCAUGUGAUCCUGGAGAGCCCCGCCCUUCCUGUGACUGAGGGACAUUCUGUGAUUCUGAACUGCAGAUACAAGAAAGGUCCCUCUAACCUCACAGCAGAUUUCUACAAAAAUGGAUCCUUCAUCAGGACUGAGACUAAUGGAGGGAUGACCAUCCCUGCAGUUAACAAGUCAGAUGAAGGACUUUACAGCUGUAGACACCCUGAACUAGGAAGAUCCCCAGAGAGCUGGAUGACUGUGACAGGUCAGUCUCCAGGUUCUCUGAUUGUCAGACCCAACAGACGUCAGUUCUUGGAAUAUGAGUCUGUCUCUCUGAGAUGUGAGGUCCAGGGUGGUUCCACUGGAUGGGGAGUGAAGAGGAACUCAAGUGGAAAGCGUACAGAGUGUGGUGAUGGAUGGGGGAGGGUGGAUGGAACCAACUGCAACAUCUCCUCAACCAAAUCAACAGACAGUGGAGUUUACUGGUGUCAGUCUGAAUCUGGAGAACACAGUAGUACUGUCAACAUCACAGUAACUGAUGUAAUCCUAGAGAUUCCCAUCCUUCCUGUGGCUGAAGGAAAUUCUGUGACUCUCAGCUGCAGACAUAAGGAAACUCCCUCUGACCUCACAGCUGAUUUCUACAAAGAUGGAUCCUUCAUCAAGACUGAGUCUACAGGAGAGAUGACCAUCCCUGCAGUAUCACAGUCAGCUGAAGGAUGGUACAGCUGUAGACACUCUAAAGGAAACUCCCCAAAGAGCUGGAUGAAUGUGACAGAUUAUCCUUUUGAUUUUCAAGCUUCUACCUCCUCAACCCACUCCUCCUCUAUCCCCUCUUUAGCCCCUUCCUCCUCCAAACCCUCCUUAUCCUCUACACCUCCUUCCUCCACAUCAUCUCCUCUACUCCUCCCUCUCGCUCUAUCUGGAAUGGCCGGUCUCUUCAUCUCUUUGACAAUUCUAUUGCUGAUGUUCUGCUACCGAAAGAGGACCAAAGGGGCGAUGACAUCUGACCCAAGAGAGGUGACCUACGCUGAAGACUGUACAGAGACGCCUCUUCUACUGGAUACUGUCAUUAUCUACUCUGUGAGACCGGCUGUAGGUCCAUCUAAGAGAGGGAGAGUCUGACUGACGGAAGGAUGAGGAGAGAAGAGGACCCCACCCCAACAACACACACACACACACCUGUAUAGUCCCCACCCCAACA
Messenger RNA from Esox lucius (northern pike), 1340 nucleotides. Its product is annotated as high affinity immunoglobulin gamma Fc receptor I-like. Gene Ontology annotation, molecular function: transmembrane signaling receptor activity. Bases 308 to 1261 code for a protein of 317 amino acids. Lineage: Eukaryota; Metazoa; Chordata; Actinopteri; Esociformes; Esocidae. Gene Ontology annotation, biological process: cell surface receptor signaling pathway. The record is from RefSeq and is a predicted model, not a curated record. The transcript has 8 exons.